Molecule: messenger RNA, 1335 nt
Organism: Temnothorax curvispinosus
Lineage: Eukaryota; Metazoa; Arthropoda; Insecta; Hymenoptera; Formicidae
Exons: 1
Coding region: 1-1335 (444 amino acids)
Source: RefSeq, a predicted model, not a curated record
AUGAGAAAAGGUCACGCCGUUCAAGCGUGCUCCAGUAAAUUCACUUGUCGCUUGUGUCAACGUAAGCAUCAUACGACGCUUCACCUUGACUCGGACUUUCAACCGAAAGCUCUAGACGUCGUGCCGACGAGUCCGCUGUCCCAGCCCGACACGACAACCAAAGAAGAAGUAAAUUCACUGUUUACAUUCUCAAAUGCUACCGCGCGCGUACAUGUAUUGCUCGCUACGGCUUGGAUAACGGUCGGCUCGUCGUCAGGUCGUUUCGUCACGGUUCGAGCACUGUUAGAUCAAGGGUCGGAAAUGACCUUCAUCACAGAGAAACUCGCUCAAUGUUUGCGCUUGAAGCGAAUUCGCUUGCCAACAACUAUUUCGGCAGUUGGUUGUGUCAACGCCGGGACAUACCGCUCCGCGGCUACAAUCACAAUUUCUCCGCGUGAUCGCACGGCACCGGCAUUCUCGACGACCGCGUUGAUUUUGAAAUCUUUAACGUCAUACAUUCCACCACGCGUGGAAACUGAGCUCACUUUGAGUCAUCUCGCGGAUCUUCCAUGGGCAGAUUCUGAUCCCAUGAGCACAGAUCCCAUUCAAAUUCUUGUUGGCGCUGAUCUUUACGGCGAGUUGAUUCUCGACGGCCUCCGGAAGGGAGCCACCGGCCGACCGAUUGCUCAGAACACCGUGUUAGGUUGGAUUAUUUCCGGACCUAUGGCCUCCUCUCUAGUCUCGUCACACACGUCAUCAAGCCCAUUGUCAAGCACUCCUCCGUUCGUGACCUCACAUUUUUGUUCUCAAGGCGAAUCACUCGAAGCCGAGUUACGCCGCUUCUGGGAAGUCGAGGAAAUUCCCCGAUCUUCCAUUCUUAGCCCGGCUGACGAACAAUGCGAAGAGCAUUUUCGUCAAACCCAUUCGCGCUGUCCGGAUGGUCGAUACAUGGUUCGUUUGCCGUUCAAAACCGGCCCUCCUAUCAACAUCGGCCAUUCCAGAGCCAUUGCGGACAAAUGUCUACAACGCCUCACUCGGAGGUUGCAACGCAAUCCGGAGCAGCAGAAAGAGUAUUCAGAUUUCCUGCGGGAGUAUGAAAAGCUAGGUCAUAUGCAAGAAGUACCGCGGUCUCAAAUAGAUAAUGCGCAAAACGUUUACAUUCCCCAUCAUCCGGUCAUUCGUGAAGACAGCGUGACAACUCAUUUAAGGGUUGUAUUCAAUGCGUCGUGCUUGACUGCGAACGGAUCCUCCCUGAAUGACCACCUCCUGACAGGACCUAAGCUUCAACAAGAUCUGCCGGCUGUCUUAUUACAAUGGCGACAAUCUCGAUACGUGUACACUGCGGAUAUUACAUAG